AUGGAUGGCAUCUUCGACGCAAACAUUCUGUGCAGCUUUGCGAAGGCGCUUGCCAGCAUGGCCGCCGCCGCCGUGCACUCAUGCGCCACCUCGCGCCUGUUUGCCCCGCGCCUGCCCCUUGCGCAGCAGCGCGCGCAGCCCUCUGUUAGUGGCUCUCCCCUGCCGCAGGGUGCUUUCCAUGGGCGCGAGCGCUGUUCUGCUGACUCUGCUGCGCCCUGCAGCUCGCGGAGGCCUGAAAAGCUGAGGGGAGAUUUCUUGGGGGGUAGGCCCGUGUGUUUGGCGGAGGCUCGGCAAGCCCCCCGGCAGCGGUCAGGGGGGGUUGUGUGCUCGGGAGAGCCUGUAGGGACGAGUGCAGUAGCAGAGCUGCCAGGGAGCAGAAUAUGGAUGUCGGACGUCGUUGCUCGGCCAAAGCGGAACUACUUCUUGGACCGGCAGUGGACGUCAAAGGAUCUGAUUUACGCAGGAUUUAUGCUGUUCAUGCACGGGGCAUGCCUGCUGGCGCCCUUCACCUUCUCUUGGGACGCCUUUGCCGUCUUUACCGGGCUGUACUUCAUCACGGGGUGCCUAGGGAUUACGCUCUCCUUCCACCGCAACCUGUCCCACAAAUCCUUCAAGCUUCCCAAGCCCCUUGAAUAUCUCUUUGCCUAUUGCGGGAUCCAGGCGGUGCAGGGGGACCCAAUUGAGUGGGUGAGCAGCCACCGGUACCACCACAUUCACUGCGACACUGAAAACGACCCCCACACGCCCAAGGAAGGCUUCUGGCACUCCCAUAUGGGAUGGCUCCUUGACGACCAAGCCACACAGGACAGGGUCGGGAAGCGCACCAACGUCUCCGACAUGGAGAAUGACAAAUUCUACAAGUUUAUCCAGAAGACCUACCCGCUGCACCCUCUAGCUGCUGCAGUGGCGCUCUUUGCCUGCGGGGGGCUGCCAUACCUGGUUUGGGGUAUGGCUGUGCGCGUGGUGUGGGUGUAUCACAUCACCUGGUUUGUUAACUCGGCGUCCCACGUGUGGGGCACGCAAUCGUGGAACACGGGGGACCUGUCGCGUAACAACUGGUGGGUUGCGCUGCUGGCGUUUGGGGAGGGCUGGCACAACAACCACCAUGCUUUCGAGUACUCUGCGCGGCAUGGCCUGCAGUGGUGGCAGUUCGACCCGACCUGGUACAUCAUCCUGGCCAUGGAGAAGCUGGGCCUUGCCACCAAGGUCAAGCUGCCGCGGGCCGACCACAUGGCUCGCCUGGCGCCUGUUCAGCCGGCCGCGUAGGUGUCGUGUUGCCCUAGGUGUACCAUAAUCACCCCUAAGUCAGCCCCGGGGGGCAGAACUGUGACGAGAAAACACAUCUGGGGAGCGGAGGCCCCGGAGUUGCGGGAGAGUUGUAAGAGCGAUUGCGCUCUGCUUUCAUUUUUGGGGGAGAGUUAACGAGCGGGCCUGAGUUGAGCCUGCUCGCAUCGCAAAGGUUCCGGCAUGAUGGGCAUUGUCGAAGGCGUCUGAUUGGAGAGCAUCUCGGAGAUUGCUUUGCAAGGGCGUAGAUAGAUACGGCCAGUCGUUCGAGUAUUGGUGGUCGCUUGCUCGAGUUGUCCGGUUCUCAGGUGUCGGUGCAACGCUGUAGUCUCACGCAAAUUGCGUGCUUUCUUAGUGCUAAGAUGGCAGGUCCUUGAGGAGGCAGAUUGACAUCUCUUAUAAGGAGGUUUGCUUGAGGGGCGGGGGCCAGAGCAAGCUGGCCCCACAUUGGUCUUGUUAACCUGAGUUGCUUAUUUAGUAGAGCUAGCUAGACUGAAGUAUUCUUCAGGGACUUGACAGUCUUCAUUUGAACCGUUCUCAAUGCUCUUUUUAGAGGGAUUCAAUGUUCAUGCGGUAGUACCGUAAUAAAUCACCUUCUUGUGUGCUGCCAAAUC
Molecule: messenger RNA, 1898 nt
Organism: Klebsormidium nitens
Lineage: Eukaryota; Viridiplantae; Streptophyta; Klebsormidiophyceae; Klebsormidiales; Klebsormidiaceae
Source: the annotation of a GenBank genome assembly